This is a messenger RNA of Diorhabda sublineata, 2638 nucleotides long. RefSeq names its product probable ATP-dependent RNA helicase DDX10. Lineage: Eukaryota; Metazoa; Arthropoda; Insecta; Coleoptera; Chrysomelidae. The record is from RefSeq and is a predicted model, not a curated record. Gene Ontology annotation, biological process: rRNA processing. Gene Ontology annotation, molecular function: nucleic acid binding; RNA helicase activity; ATP binding. The transcript has 6 exons. Gene Ontology annotation, cellular component: nucleus. Bases 234 to 2612 code for a protein of 792 amino acids.
GCGUUCAACAAUAUUUUUCAUUUUUAAAAUUUGCUGCAUUCCUUUAUAAGAGUUUUAAUCAACUAUUAAGCUAUACAUUUUUCAAUAUCUUGCAGGAUUUAAUUUAAUUUUCUCUUUGACGUUACUAUUUUAGCGAUCGUUUUUUUAUCUAUGGUACACUGCAUCCUUACAAUUAAACUACUUAUCUUCCAUGUGUGAUACAAAUACGUAACCUCAAACUUAAUUCUCUCAAAAUGUCAAAACAAGAAAAAUCAGAAAAAUCUAAUAAAAGUAAAACGAAAGUUAAAGUUUUUUCCAAAAGUAAAAAGAAAAAUCUACCAGAAUCUGUUGUUAUUAAACAAUUAGUGGAUAAAUAUGAAACAAUUGAUACCAGUCAAAUUAAAAAGUUUGGGGAUUUUCCUUUAUCUUCACAAACUCUCAAGGGUCUUCGGGAAUCUGGGUAUCACAAACCAACGGAAAUCCAAAGGGAGACAAUCGGUCUCGCGUUACAAGGUAAAGACGUGUUAGGAGCGGCACAAACAGGUUCCGGGAAAACUUUAGCUUUUCUGAUACCACUAUUGGAGAUUUUAUUUCGUCAGCAAUGGACAAGAUUAGAUGGAAUAGGGGCACUAGUAAUUACCCCAACCAGAGAACUAGCAUAUCAGAUAUUUGAAAUGCUUCGUAAAGUAGGACAACACCAUGGAUUCUCAGCUGGUUUGAUUAUAGGCGGUAAAGAUUUAAAAUUUGAAAGAAAUAGAAUGGAUCAAUGCAACAUUAUAAUAUGUACUCCCGGAAGACUUUUACAGCACAUGGAUGAAAAUCCUCUAUUAGAUUGCGUCAAUAUGAAAGUAUUAAUACUUGAUGAAGCUGAUAGAUGUCUGGAUAUGGGUUUUGAACAAACUAUGAACGCUAUAAUCGCUAAUUUACCCCCCAAAAGACAAACUCUUUUAUUUUCAGCAACGCAAACUAAAUCUGUGAGAGAUUUAGCAAGAUUAAGUUUAGUUGAUCCUUGUUAUAUAAGCGUACAUGAGAAUUUAGAACACAGCACACCAAAGGAGCUUUCACAGACUUAUGUAGUCUGUGAACUUAAGGAUAAAAUAUCAGUACUGUGGAGUUUUCUCAAGAAUCAUCCACAUAAAAAAAUCAUGGUGUUCUUUUCGAGCUGUAAACAAGUGAAAUAUACUUUUGAAAUAUUUAGCAAGUUAAGACCAGGUACGAGUUUGAUGGCACUUUACGGAACGUUACACCAACUCCGCAGGAUGGAUAUUUACGAAAGUUAUUGUAGAAAACAAUCGGCUAUUUUGUUUUGUACAGAUUUAGCAGCUCGCGGUCUAGAUUUUCCUGAAGUGCAUUGGGUUGUUCAAAUGGAUUGUCCCGAAGAUCCAGAAACUUAUAUACACAGAGUAGGUAGGACCGCUAGAUAUCACAGAGGAGGGGAGAGCUUGUUGAUUUUAUUACCCAGUGAACUUAAAAUGGUCGAAAAACUCAAGCAGAAAAAAAUUCCAAUUGAUGAAAUAGAUAUUAAUCCUGAUAAACUGAAUAAUCCAGUAAGGAAAAUGGAAGCCUUUUUGGCAAAGGAUCCAACUCUUAAAGAUACAGCACAAAGGGCUUUCAUAUCUUACGUAAAAGCAGUUUUUUUAAUGAAAGAUAAAGAAGUUUUCGACGUACAAGCUUUAGACACAGACGCGUUUUCUAAAUCUUUAGGUUUAGCCAUACCACCUAGAAUAAGAUUUCUACAAAGAAUGAAUGCCAGAAUAGAAAAACAAAAACAAACAAACUUUUCUAAUAACAAUCAAAAUACUAAAAAAUAUUUUGUGGAUAAUGACAACGAAAGUUAUAAAAAUAAUUCUGAUUCUGGUGUAAGCGAAGAUGAAAAUUUGAAAAUAUCUUCAAAUGAAUUUCAAUUAUAUGACAAUCAAAGUGACGAUAAUGAUGACGAGAUGUUUACGGUUAAAAGGAAAAAUCACGACAUCGAUCUACCAACGGAUAAAGAAAUAGCAGAUUUAAAUUUAGGUAGAAUCUCGAAGAAGAAACCGAUUAGCAAAGCAGCAGCGGCUAAAAAAAUCUUGAAGAAAAAAAUAGUUCCGAAUAAAAAGAUAUUAUUUGACGAAGAAGGUCAAGCAGUGCAGAGUGCUAAAGAAAAGAAAUCGGAAUUAGCACAGCAAUACGAGAAUGAGAGCGACGGUGGAAUUGAUAUAGAAAAAGCUAAAAAGGUGUUACGGGAAGAAGACAAAUUCGAUAAACAAUUGUUUAAAGAGAGAGUGAAGGCGAAACAUAAAGAAGAAAAAAGAAAAUUGAAAGAGAAAAAGAAAAAAGAAGAAGUUAAAGAUGAUUUUGGUGAAAGUGAUAGUGAUGAUGUACCAGAUAUGGAUUGGUUACCAGAUCCUGAUGAUAUUUAUGGUGAAAAAACUGAAGUGGAAGUAGACCGUUUAAAAGAUGAAAUUGAAGACGAAAAGUUAAAAACAAAUAAGAGUGAAGAAAAGAAAAAUAAAAAGAGGUUACCAGAAAAGAAAAUUGAUGAUUUACAAACUGUUUUGAAAAAGAAAAAGAAACAUAAAAUUAAAGAAAUGAAUUCUUCACUUUCCGUAAAGGAAGCAGAGGAAUUGGCGUUGUUGUUAUUAGGGAAUACAUAAAAGUUUUAAAUAAAAUAUUUUUCUCA